This is a messenger RNA of Porites lobata, 5871 nucleotides long. The record is from the annotation of a GenBank genome assembly. NCBI's taxonomy places the organism in Eukaryota, Metazoa, Cnidaria, Anthozoa, Scleractinia, Poritidae.
AUGUGUGGUUCCAGGAAUUUUCCAUACCAAUCAAGAAAGGUCAUUAGAAAUUCUGAGGGAAAGGGGGCUCUAAAUCGCCAAACUUUUUUAGGAAAGUCCAGAGGGGUAGGGGGUUCAAACAGGAGCUGAGAGUAUGGUUGUUUCUGGGAGAAAUUGAUAUUAAAAUGGUGCAGAACAAAGUAAUUGUUUUGUUUGGUUGUAGAGCCGUGAAAAAGAAAUAUCUCCAUGCCUGUAUGUGUCAUCAAAGAAGGGUGAAAAUUGCAGUGCAAUUGUAAGAGAAAAGUUGGAGUCAUUACAAUUUGAAGUGCACAAUGAAUCAAGCACUGCAGCAGCUACAAAGCUUUGUUCUACAACCAGAAUGUCUUUAAUUGUAUUAGAAGAUUGUGAAGAAAAAGCCUUCGUACAGACCAUCAAGUAGGUUACAAGUUCACUUGUACUUAUACAAUUAAAUGCAAAGACAGGUCAGCCGAAUGUAUGGGGCAGGGCAUUGCUUAUACAUUUCGUUGCUUUUGUACACCAAGAGAUACACUGUAUAAGCUCUACUAUUGACAACUCAAAUGGUUUUCAUUAUUGCUUGAUUUGUAUCUGUAAGAAUGCCAUCCAUCUGUAUGAUCUGUGAACAUGCAAUAAUGUAUUUAAAGUAGCAUUAUGACUUAGCAGGCAGAAAUUGUGAAUCGUUACUGAAUAGUACAAGUUUGAAAAAAUUUUCUUUACAGAGAUCAUAAGGAGGCAAGUCAUUUUUAGGAAUUCAUGUUUUGUUGUUAACAUCUCCUUGACCUUCCAGAGCUCCAAGUGCUUGCAACAAACAUACUCCUGUUGUGUACAUCUCUUCAGGACCCCUGUCAGGUAUCACGCAUAUGCCACAUGAAUUCAGUUUUAUCACACACAUUGUAAGUUGCUGAGUAUAUUAGCCUCUGUAGAGUCAGAGCGAUACAAAAGUCUAUUGCAAGCCUGAAAAAGCACUUAAAUGUCUAAAAGUCAGCUUUUUAUUAACUCCUUCGAUAUAACACUUAAUUAUUUCUGCUUUUCAUUCCCUUACCGAUGAAGAGUGAUAAAGCACCUCAGUUUGCUUAGAAAUCAACCCAUUUAUUCCUUUUUUCAGCAUUUGACAAUCAAGAAAUUUUUAGUAAGUCCUUUAGCUGCUUAGAAAGAGCAGUUUUCUUGGCUUGGCCAUCAUCUAGUUGCUGAAAGUGUGAAAAAUGCGUACUAUAAUGGAGCAAACAUUAACAGUACCUAAGGUAUUUGGCUAUAUAUUUCCCCUUACAAACAACAAAAUUGGUUACUUUAAAAGGAUGUAUUCCUCUUUUCCAGAAGAUCUCUUACCAAACAUUGAGUAUAUUGACUGUUUCAUAUAUGAAUUGAUACUGGUUUAGGUGUUGUGAGAGACUUGAUGCAAGAGCAGUUCAUUGAUGAGCUGGUAUUCAAGUGCUUGACACUGGAAGAUGAUCUGGGGAGGGCUGUUGCUCGUCUGAAAACACAGCCUGGGCAGUUUGCUAGUAAGUGCUCUAUUUAGACACUAGCUGUUAUUAAAAUAGACAGCAGACUCCAGCUAAUCAAACAGUGGAAAAUGCUAUCCAUGAAGUAUUUGGAGUGGUUUCCCCUAUAGCUAUCCACUGAAUAGUUAUUUGUCUGUUAGAGAGAAGGCCUUCAAAGGGGGGGGGGGGGAGGGGGUAUGCUGUCGCUUUGUUAUCCAUUUCUAAGACUGCCUGUGACCAGGUAGGUUAGUGGCGCAUUUUAGCUAGGAACAAAAUGUCGCCCUUGGUUCAGCAUAUAUUUCUGUGAUACUUGAUUCUUUUUUAAUUUACAGCAGAUAUAUUACCUGGAAAGAAUUAAUAGUUAUUUAAUUAAACUUUCUCUCUUGAGGGGACCAUUUUUGAACAAUACCAUGAUUAGAAAACUUUCCAAAGAAAAUUAAAAAAAGUUUGAAAUAACAGAAGAGAUCAGAGUUUGUCAUUUUGCUACUGAGACAGCCAAAAUGCAAAAGUGAACGGAUGAGGCUUUCACUACUUCAAAAUGGAUUGUCACUGUCACAAUUAUUUCCUCCUUUUGCAAUUGAUUGUUGGUGCUUUCUAAGAAGGUUGUCACCUAUUUCCAAGGCCAUGUUGCCUGUCACUUCCACUCCAUAGAAGCCCUCAGUUAGGGUCGUUAGGGCUAUCCAUCCCUCAAACAGCUGGGGCCAGAAAUAAGGCUGUGGUCUAAAAAAAGACAAUUUAAAAAAACAAUUAGCUGAAUAAGGCCAGGGUGCCAUCACUACUUAACAGUGCCUUUUCAACUGAAAAGAUCAUGUUGGACUUCUUUAAAAAAUUCGAUCAUAACUUGUCUGCAGUUACACCCAAGUCAAAAAGGUCUGUCCGCCCAAGAAAACGAACACCUGAUCAUGGAGCAGGCUUUUCAUCCCCAAAUUGCAUGUUUUCAGGUAGGUACCAGUGUUCAUUUAAGAGAAAACGUUUGAUUAAAGCUUAUAUAACAAGGUACUGAACAUUUUAUGUCAACUGGACGUUAUAACAAAAUAUAACUCAACUCAUCAUUGCACUGUUGAUCCAAGGAGUUAUCUAUGUAACAGUAAUAAGUGAAAAAUUGUAAUAAGUUAGACUCCUUUACUUUGAUAGGUGCAGCAACUUCAUCUGUUGUGUCACCAACACCACAUGGGUUGGAUUAUGCACAAAUAAAUUCUCUCAUAGCGACAACCCUAUUUAAGCAGCAACAAGACUCUGCUCAGCAUGAAAGUGAUCCUCAUCUCUUCUUAGAAGGUGCACUUUGCAGCAAUGUUCCUCAGCCAUGCCCUGGACUAAGCUUUCAUACUCAUGAAGAAAGCAACAAGAUGAUUAAACCAGACGGUUAUGCUAAAGGAAUGCACCCCUCAGGCAUUAUAGCAGAAAAUCAUUCUCUGCCGAACAUACAUCAGUGGUUUCCCUCCGUUACUAUUGCUGCUAAUGGCAGACGAGAAGUGAAAACACACAGCAAUGUCAAAAGGGAAGAGAAAUGUUUGGCUGGAGGCAAAGAGGAAGAAAAUAACAAGACCCCCGUAAAAGCCAGUGAUCAGCACUUUUCCUCACCCAGGUAACAAAUAUGGUUGCUAGAUGGGUGGCUAGUUAUUUGGGUGGGUGGGGAGGGAGAGUUGGAGGGUGGGUGGGUAGCUGGUUAAGGGGUGGAUGGAUGGCGGAGGGACCCUUCUUAAUUGUAAUUGUGAAGUCUGUCAAGCAUUAGAAAUGAAAUGAUUUUGUAACUAAGGAUAAAAAUAUUCGAGAAAUUUCACUCAUUGUUGAUACGAUAAUUAUUGUGCGUGCUUGCAUCUGCAAGGGAGUUCUCGCUUUUAAUGCUAGUUUACUAGUGGCAAAAGUACUCAAAUCGCAUUGUGUAAAUCGGCGUCGAUUUCCAAUUGAUUCUUCUUUCAAUUUCAUGGAUUCAAGUUUGGAAAGAAAAAGGAACACCCCGAAACAGACAAAACAGCGAAAGAGGUCAAGGUCAUCUGCUGCAGGCGGGACAGCUGCUGAGAGGAAAGAACUGCACUUAGACAAGGAAAAGAAACGAAGGUAUUGCCGAUAGAAUUGAGUUCAGUAAAAACCCGCAACUAAGAACCUGGUUUUAACAACUUGUUAGACUAAAAUGUGCCAUUUAGGCCCCCUCUCUAUAAGAACCUGCAUAGCCUAAACUUUGAAACAGAAAAACAAUUCUGUACACUUGGGCAACAUUCAGAAUCCUCUUUGGAGACAUAGGUGCCUCAUCACUCCAACUCACUGCAAUGUAAUGGUAUGCAGAUUUUAUGUAAGUAAAAAGCUGAGUAUACCACUAAAUACUCUUAGCUUCAUUGUUUAUUUUUUCUUCAGAAAAUAAGAACCAAUUUAAGAUCCUACAUAGCCUAAUAUUGUGCUAAUUGCCAUUUAUGUAAGAACCUGUUUAGGCUAACUAGAGAAAAAGGAGGUUCUUAGUCGCGGGUUUUUACUGUAUUUUAUAACGAUACUGUAUUUUUGAACGGAGCAUGCUAAUGAGGUUCAUCUGAAAAAGGGAUAAGUCCGUGCGCACUAUACUACUAACGUCGUGUCUAUUUCCGAUCUAAUCAGUUAUAAGCUUAGGGAAGGUGCCCCGUUUAUUUAGAGACAGUUAAAAAUUGGAGGGCAAAAUGGAGAAUGUUAAGCUUUUUUCAGUGUAUCACAUGUAAUACUACCAAUUUCUAUUAGUUUUUGCGAUAACGGUAUAAAACCAAAAAAUAGUAGUAAACUCGUUAUAGUUUGCAAUAGCCCUGAUAUUUGAAUUUCAGUUAGUUCUACCACUUCUCCCCGGAUAAAAUUAAGGGUGCGUUCCUUUGAGAUGAUCCGGAUCAGGAUCAAUGAUCCGAGAUCACUCGGAUCAUGGUAGAUCAAAUGAAGCGGUGAAUCCACUCUGGACAAGGAUUCAUCGAUUCAUUUGUUCUACCAUGAUCCGAGUGAUCUCGGAUUACUAAUCCUGAUCCGGAUCAUCCCAAAGCGGAACGCACCCUUUAAGUUCGUAUUCAACCGCGACAUCAUUACAGUGCAUAAGGGAGGUAACCUCUGCUUACAGGGUAGAGGUGAGGGGCAUCGCGGCCAAGUAUUUGAGGGAUUAAAGAGACGAAUGCGUGAAUAGCGCAGCAUUUCACGGAAGUAUGGAGUUAAGUAUUAGAGACAUUUAGAGUCACGUUUACGACAAACGUGACAUUCAAGUUAGGAAAAGAGCAGCUAAUGACAGGUCGAUACAAUUCUCAUGGAUAGAACCGAUUUUCGUGUAGUUACGAUGACAGUAAACCACAAGCCAAAGGGAGUACUUGGCCACGUUGUAAAAACUCGUGUUUGCCGUAAGCGCGACUCUAAAUCUCUUUAUUGUUACAGGGUAGCUAUGCCAUGAAAACAAAUGCGAAUACGAUAACUACACGUUUUUUGUCGCCCAUUGUGGCCAGAAUUGGCCACCUGCAAUCUGUAACCAAAAAGGAAGACAAAGUAUGAAUUGAGGCUGUAUGCAAAGACCAUGUCGUAUCUCUUUCUCCAGAGAACGAAUCACACAAUCAUGGCACUGGUUACGUCAGCUUGUACCUAACUGUGACGCGUAUGCAGACAAGGCUACAGUAUUUGAGAUGAGCGUUGCAUAUUUACACCACUGCUGGAAAUACCAUGCACCCAUUAUACAGCAAGUAAAUAAGGUGUGUUAUUUCACACCUACAUAUACAAUGGUAUAGUGAAGGGCCGUCUUAAGCGUUACGUGAAUAAAUGAUAAUGAUGGUAAUGAUGCAAGUGACGGAAGCCAGAUUUGUAGUUUAAAACAAAUGAUUGGGGCCAUUUAUACAAGGAAAAAUAAGACGCGUUUUAAAUAAGAUGUAAACUGUCCCGUUUUUGAAGCUACGUGUUACGUUUUUCUAGGGCCCGAAGGCAAACUUUACAACCCAAACCUGUUGAAUUGUAACACAGUUCGUAGAUCACAAACCAGCCAAUUUUGCCUCUUUAACUGAUAGUUUCAUUGUAAUCAUUUUCAUAAUAAUUGACACAAAACAAAAAGGUGCCGGGACGUCCAGGUAGUCGUUACACAGUUUCAUAUCGAGUACUCAAAGUGUGAACACAAGACAAUUUUGUGCCAGUAUACCUAGGCUCUGGUUCUCGUUUCCUUUAAAGAUUGGGGAGAGUCAGACUCGUGCUGAUGGAAUCUGACAUAGAGAUCAAACCUGCAGGGGUCAAUUCAGUGUUAUUUGUGUAGCCCUUACCUAGUGAUUCUGUGCAAUGUUCCUUUUUCUAAUAGGAAUUUCUGUUCCUGAAUACCAGCAACAUAUCCUCAGAAGAUAUGGAGAGAAAUAUUACGGAAAUUCUGGAAAAGGAAGGAAGAGCUUUCGGAACAAGUGUGGAGUCCGGAUCGUGUAAAGAAUCGUAA